Messenger RNA from Mercurialis annua (annual mercury), 1619 nucleotides. RefSeq lists its product as uncharacterized. The coding region runs from base 113 to 1399 and encodes 428 amino acids. Lineage: Eukaryota; Viridiplantae; Streptophyta; Magnoliopsida; Malpighiales; Euphorbiaceae. The record is from RefSeq and is a predicted model, not a curated record. The transcript has a single exon. Gene Ontology annotation, molecular function: protein binding.
UAAUAUUUACUUAAUCAUAGGCGGGCUAGCAUUAUUAAUUUGAUCAAGUGUCUCUCAUUUUAUUACCUAAUCAUUUUUUUUUUCUUGUACAUUGGCAUUCACUAAUCCUACCAUGUCCUCUUCACUCCACCGUCCGCCUUCUGAAGAAUCCGACGAAGAUUAUCUCCAUACUCUGUUGGCUUCUACUCGCCCUUUCCUUCGUGGAGAGCUGGUCUCCAUCGACAAGAAUCUCCCCUCCUUGGUUGCAGUCUUGCAUUCUGCUGGCGCGGGAGAGUGUUGGCACAGGAAUGGCAGCUUUCUGGAGCAUUUAUUCGACACCUAUCGCAUUCUCAAGAUCUGGAAAGCUCCGGACUCCGUCUGUCUUUGUGGCCUCUUCCAUUCUGCUUAUUCCAAUUCUUACGUCAAUCUCGCCAUCUUUGAUCCUAAUACAGGACGCGACGUGGUACGUGGACAUGUUGGUGAGGCUGCAGAGAGGCUGAUUCACUUGUUCUGCGUCGUUCCUCGCCAACCCUUGAUCCAUGACGAUCUCUUGUUCAAGUAUUCGGACUCUGAACUCGCCGAACACCUUAUUCUAUCCGAGAUGUCCCUGAAAAAUGCGAAGGAGAAGGACCUUUUUCAUGGAGAGGAAGAAUCCUGGAGGAAGAAACUCAAUUCUCUUUUGCCUGCUGAAGGCAUCACUGUCAAACAUAUCAAGACUGGCGAAGAUUUUAUUGUAACGAGAAGAAUGGCGGCUGUUUUUCUGAUGAUGACCAUUGCAGAUUUCAGCGACCAAUUUUUCAGUUAUCAGGAUGUGAUGUUCGAAAAUUAUGAUGGCAGGCUCGAGUUCAAAGGUAGUAAUUUCGAGAAUUGUCUGUGGCCUGGUGAUGGCAAGCCCGGGCUAUGGAUGAAUUCGGUAUCAAGAAUGGGCGCCAUUUACACUCUGAUAAGGCGAGAGGAGGAGAUUUUCAUCGAGGAGAGGAAAAGCAGGGGCGGAAUUGAGGUAGACGAAGCGAGGGACGAAACUAUAGAGCUCGUAGUUCCGCCCGUGUUUGAUAAGUGCACUAAGAUUUUAGAUGCAAAAGAGCAAGUAGAGGCAAGGGACUUGUACUGGAAAGGGGUUUGUGAAAUGUCCCAAAAGAACUCUGAAGAAUUGCUGGAGCGUAGUAUCGAAAAGAACCCGUAUGUUGGAGAGCCGCAUGUGGUGUUGGGUCAGGUGUAUAUGUUGAAAGGGAGGUUUGAGGAGGCAGAGAGAGUGGCGGAGAGGGGGGUGAGGCUGCUGUUGGAGUGGGGGAGCCCCUGGGACAAGAGGAUGUCAUGGGAAGGAUGGGUUGCUUGGGGUAGAUUAGUUCUGAUGAAGGCUAAAGAAAAGUCGUGGCCUGACUCUACUUGGGGCAUGGUUAAUUUAGGCCUUGUCAGAUAAAUGAACUUUCAGAAAAUUGGUCAUGCGAAUGGUUCAGAAUUAAGGUUAAAGAUCUAUGUGUCAUAAAACAUAGAUACGGUUAAAUUUUAUCAUGUUGCAUAUUGACAUGUAAAUUCGUUCAAUCCAUUUAUGACACAAUGAGAACAUAUUGUGUUGUGUUUUGUCAAUAUAAGUGUUUUCCAAAUUCAAUCAAAUAAAUAAAUGGGUUAAACGUGUCGUU